AUGUUAGCCUAUGGCAUGGCUGCAGACGCUGUUGAUGAAUACGUUCGAAUCAGUCAGUCAACCGCUCGAGUUGCCCUACAACGUUUUUGUGCCGGGGUCAUUGACCAGUUCGGAACCGAGUACAUGCGAAACCCUACAACUGAUGAAUUGGCCCGGAUACUGCAUCAAAAUGAAAUGCGUGGUUUUCCAGGCAUGAUAGGCAGCAUUGAUUGCAUGCAUUGGGAAUGGAAGAACUGUCCAACGGCUUGGAAAGCGCAGUACGCCGGUAGGAACAAGAAAGCAACGCUAAUACUGGAAGCCGUUGCGGAUCAGGAUUUAUGGAUAUGGCAUUCCUUCUUUGGUAUUCCCGGAUCUUGUAAUGAUCUUAAUGUGUUGUACCGUUCACCAGUGUUCGAUGAGGUUCUGCAUGGUCGAGCUCCUCCGGUAAAUUUUACGGUUAACGGCCAUGAAUACAACAUGGCUUAUUAUUUAGCCGACGGCAUUUAUCCGAAGUGGGCAACUUUUGUUCAGGGUAUCACAUUCCCUCAACUGGCCAAAGAUAAAAUGUUCGCUGACCACCAGGCUGCCGCUCGAAAGGACGUUGAAAGAGCUUUCGGUGUGUUGCAAGCUCGAUUUGCAAUAAUACGAAAACCGUCGCUGGCGUACGAUGAGGACAUACUGCGGGACAUAAUGAAAGCAUGUAUCAUUAUGCACAACAUGAUUGUUGAAGAUGAGCGCCACAACUACACUCGAGCCGAAGUUCUAAGAGCCUUCUACGAAGAAGAUCAACAAGAAUCAACACCAGCAUCAACAUCUACAACGCCACCGUUUGAAUUCAACGUAGGCCGACCUACCAACUUUGAUUUCAACGCAUUUCUACAGCGAAAAGCUUCCCUCCGUGACAGAGAAAUUCAUCUAUCUCUGAAACGUGAUUUAGUCGAACAUAUUUGGCAACACUACGGGCCACAUUUCAUUCUUUUGUUGGCUGGUAUGCUUCAUUUGUUAGCUGAUAUGUUCAUUUUAUUGGUUGAUAAGCAACUUUUUGCGGCUGAUAUAUUCCUUUUAUUGGCUAAUAUGUAA
Chenopodium quinoa (quinoa) is the source of this 1059-nucleotide messenger RNA. Its product is annotated as protein ALP1-like. The transcript has 2 exons. NCBI's taxonomy places the organism in Eukaryota, Viridiplantae, Streptophyta, Magnoliopsida, Caryophyllales, Amaranthaceae. Bases 1 to 1059 code for a protein of 352 amino acids. The record is from RefSeq and is a predicted model, not a curated record.